Molecule: messenger RNA, 1284 nt
Organism: Gongylonema pulchrum
Lineage: Eukaryota; Metazoa; Nematoda; Chromadorea; Rhabditida; Gongylonematidae
Source: the annotation of a GenBank genome assembly
AUGAGCUCUCUGUUGGCCGUCAAUCGUGUAAAGUAUGAGUGUAGCUGUGGCGAAUGGGAAAGCCUGAAUCGUCUCUACUUCUGCAGGCAUUGUUCGAAAAUUCGCUGCACACUGUGCGUGAGCCAGGAGAUGGACACACCGUUCUGUCCCUACUGCCUGGACAACGUCUCAACCGGUGAAGCACGCCAGAAGAAGAAUCGUUGCUCCAAUUGCUACCAGUGCCCCAUUUGUGAAGUAAGCGUUGUUGUUCGGACAGCUAAUGAUGCGUACCAUCUGUCGUGUAACACAUGCCGCUGGACCACCGCCGAUUCCGGGAUACCCGACUCCACCUCAUCCACUGGCUGGCCAGAAUAUCAAUUUGAGGAUGAGGAUUUGCUAUCGGCAUUUUUGGAACGAAUGAGAAAUUACGCAGCAGCAGAAAAAGCGGAUCGCGAGCGACACAAAUAUAUUAGAAGAAAAUCGAAUUUUGGCAAUACAUUCUCGGAUCGUUUUGGUUUGCAAACGAUGUAUAAUCGACGUAAAGCAGCAUUAGCUGAACAAACAGAAAAGAAGUUUCCGGUGCUAGAAGCAACCAGUGAUGUGCCCCAACUUGAUGAAUCCAUCUUCAACGAACAACAAAUAGAUGUCGGAAGCGUGGCAACGCUAAUGCAACAGAUAAAGCAACCACUUGCCAACGGACGACCUCUUUUUCCAGUAAGAAUACCCCUUGCGGGACGACAUUCUGUUCGCUGCAAACAGUGCGAUCAUAGUCUGUGUAAGGGUGAAUACAGUCCUACGUCGAUCAAAUUCAAAAUACAGGUUCUAGCCGGGACUCACGUGCCCGAUAUCCGCCUUUCACGUCCAGUGGCACUCAUCGGCAAUCAGUGGUGUCCACUUUUUCUCACAGUUUCGAAUUUUUCGACGAGCGUUGCCCGUGUUGUAAUUAUUCCAGACACAAAUGAGAAUGACGAUUCCUACGUAAAAUGUGACUCACCAGUGGUCGAAUUAUCGAUCCCGAAUCGAGACGAUACCAGCGAAUGGGAUGAUACGUCUGAGAAGUCCCCACCUCCUGCUGUUGACACCGAAGCCACCGUUGUAUUCCGAAAACGACACCGAGUUGGCCUGAGACUCAAUGUGUAUUCAGUGGAAGGCGAGGACAGGAAACUGGCGCUGAUUGUGAAGUACUGCAAUAGCAGCAGUUCAUUCGAGCCUGCCGCCUCCGGCGAUUAUACGUGGCUUCAGCAUAGGCUUUAUAUAUCAUUGGGUCCGGCCAUUGCAGCCGCUUCAGCAACUGAAGAUGCUUAA